ACUGCUGCAGGCUAAUGGUGACAUGAGCGCAGCAUCUGCUCGCAUAGCGGCUCACGAAGAGGAAAUCCGAAAUAAGGAGGCGGAGAUCGGGAGCCAACUCAUUCCACCUCCGCCGGGAUCGCAAGCAUCGAUUAAAGAUCUCAGAGACGACAAUUCAUCACUCCGCGGAUUCAUCGACGAUCAACGGCUUGAAAUCGAAAGUUUGCGGAGGUUCAAGAGAGAACUCAAGGAAAAACGCGAACUAUGCUUGGAGCUGGAGACAGCUCUUCAACGGAAAGUGGCCGACAACGAAAUGCUCAACGCGAUUCUCCGUAACAGAGACGAAACUAUAAGAGAAUUAACCACAGUUGCAGACGAAAGCGACAGAAAAAUAUCGGCCCUGAGAUCAGAGUUGGAGUGGCGGCUGAGAGGCAAUGAAUUGCUCCAAUGGAAAGUACAAUGUGAUAAUGCAGCAGCACAACAGUCGAAUUCCCCCGGCAGAUUGCGCAAGUCCUCCAGCGCAAAGAACAUCGCCGACUUGAUGUCAGCACAAGCUUUCGUCACCCCAGUUCGAACAAGGUUGAAUCGCGAGUUUUCCAACAGCUGCGCGGACUCUUUGGCUGACGAACUCCCUGACUGGGUAGGUGGGCAAGAACCCAGUCGUGUCCUAAGCGAUUAUAGGAUAAGCAACGGCGGAUUGGCGUACAAAAUCCUCGACAACACCCAGCCCAUCAGUCCUCGAGGUCUGAAAAUGCAACAGCGAGUAGUGCAAACGGGCAAAGGUUCUCUGAGCAUUCGAACUGUGAAGAAGCGCUACAGCAUGAGCGAUUCUCAUCGACCCUCACAUGCUGCUCGCAUCCGCAAUCAGAACAACCGCCACAGCAUAGAAAUUUUCUGUAGGCAGUGAGAAAUCCGUUUUUUUUUUUCUAAUCCGAGAAUGGUAUGUUGUAGAUGUCCUUUUGCACGCGGAAAAAACAUGGUGGCUCUCAUUAAUUAAAGCGUACUCUAUAUUGUUGUGAAUGAAUGAUGAAGAGACAAGAAUUUUUCACGAACA
This is a messenger RNA of Notodromas monacha, 1033 nucleotides long. Lineage: Eukaryota; Metazoa; Arthropoda; Ostracoda; Podocopida; Cyprididae. The record is from the annotation of a GenBank genome assembly.